AUGGAGGUUUGCCGACCACUGACCCAGGUGAACCAGCGGGACUUCGAGUCAGAGAAGCGGCUCCGGAAAGACCUGAAGCGCACCAAGGCCCUGUUGGCUGACGCCCAGAUCAUGCUGGACCACCUGAAGAACAACGCGCCCAGCAAGCGGGAGAUCGCCCAGCUGAAGAACCAGCUGGAGGAGUCCGAGUUCACCUGUGCAGCCGCCGUGAAAGCACGCAAAGCCAUGGAGGUGGAGAUCGAAGACCUGCACCUGCAGAUUGAUGACAUCGCCAAAGCCAAGACAGCGCUGGAGGAGCAGCUGAGCCGCCUUCAGCGCGAGAAGAACGAGAUCCAGAACCGGCUGGAGGAGGAUCAGGAAGACAUGAAUGAGCUGAUGAAGAAGCACAAGGCAGCUGUGGCUCAGGCCUCCCGGGACCUGGCUCAGAUGAAUGACCUCCAGGCUCAGCUAGAAGAAGCCAACAAGGAGAAGCAAGAGCUGCAGGAGAAGCUACAAGCCCUCCAGAGCCAAGUGGAGUUCCUAGAGCAGUCCAUGGUGGACAAGUCCUUGGUGAGCAGACAGGAAGCUAAGAUCCGAGAGCUGGAGACACGCCUGGAGUUCGAAAGGACCCAAGUGAAGCGGCUGGAGAGCCUGGCCAGCCGGCUCAAGGAGAACAUGGAGAAGCUGACCGAGGACCGGGAUCAGCGCACAGCAGCUGAGAACCGGGAGAAAGAGCAGAACAAGAGGCUGCAGCGGCAGCUCCGGGACACCAAGGAGGAGAUGGGCGAGCUGGCCAGGAAGGAGGCUGAGGCAAGCCGCAAGAAGCACGAACUGGAAAUGGAUCUGGAGAGUCUGGAGGCUGCUAACCAGAGCCUGCAGGCCGAUCUAAAACUGGCAUUCAAGCGCAUCGGGGACCUGCAGGCCGCCAUUGAGGAUGAGAUGGAGAGCGAUGAGAACGAGGACCUCAUCAACAGUUUGCAGGACAUGGUGACAAAAUAUCAGAAAAGGAAAAAUAAACCCGAGGGCGACUCAGAUGUGGACUCGGAGCUGGAGGACCGGGUCGACGGGGUCAAGUCGUGGUUGUCGAAAAACAAGGGGCCUUCUUCCAAGGCAACGUCCGACGAUGGCAGCUUGAAGAGUUCCAGAACGGCCCUCAGCACCCUCGGGAAGGAGGGCAAGGAGGGCAAGGGGGUGGAGGAGAGGCCAGCCUCUGCACUGAGCUCCCUGAGCUAUCGGAAGAGGCUCACCCUGAAGGACUCCAUCGGGGGCACGGGGGACGCAGAGUCACUCUUCACCACCCUGAGCGAGCGGGCCGCCUCCCCCGAGAGGUCCCCGCGGAAGGCUCGCCCGAGCCCCAGGGGGGAACCAGGCCAGGGCAGGAGGUCUGAGGAGCCAAGUGAACGUGGCUCCAUCUUCUCCGCGGUCGGGAGCCGUGCCAGCCGGGGGCUGGAGAAGCGGUGGGGCUCAGACUUUGACGGGGCCUCGACCGUCUCUGCACCUGUCAGCCGGGCCUCCUCGGCCACACGGUGUGGCUCGGGCGAAGACAGGGCCCGCUCCUCCAUGAGCAUCUCACUGUCGGGCUCCCCCAGUUCCCGCCGCAGCACCUCCUGGCUGGACAGUCUGUCCAGGACCUUCAGCCCUUCCUUGGGCCGGGCCUCGGGCCUCGGCCGGGAGAGCCCUGACUCCCGCCUGUCCCUGGGCCGGGGCUGCCUGGAUGAGUGGGAUGACGGGGCCAGCGUGGCCUCUGAGUGAGGCGCACUCGCAGUACAGCCACCCGUCGCUGGCCCGCAGCCUGUCGGUGCCGCCGCAGCCACGCAUCUCGGCCUCCGCCACGGAGGAGCCUCUGGGCUCCAGCACCCGCCCUGUCAGCCGCC
Myotis lucifugus (little brown bat) is the source of this 1853-nucleotide messenger RNA. Its product is annotated as unconventional myosin-XVIIIa-like. The record is from RefSeq and is a predicted model, not a curated record. Lineage: Eukaryota; Metazoa; Chordata; Mammalia; Chiroptera; Vespertilionidae. The transcript is spliced from 11 exons. Bases 1 to 1731 code for a protein of 576 amino acids.